CUUUUGCGCUCAACAGCUCAAGAGCUUGCGUGGCUCCUAGUAACGCAUUCAAACCGCCAUACUUCCCGACAAUAAUGGAUGAAUAUUUUUGUUAAUCCCACCCGGAAGCGACGCGUAGUAGGAGACGAUGAGGGGCACCCUCCUCCUCUCCCGGUUCGGUCUGCAUCGGGGAUUCCAGGGUCUUGCGCGAACAAUCCCCCGAGUCCGGCCUCUUCACACAUCUUCAAUACACCAAUAUGGAGGGCAGAAGCAUGGAUGGUCAUCACAAUGGGGAAGCGCAAGACGAAAUUUUCGACGGCCUCCAUGGGCCGGUACGCUCCUACUUGGUGCCCUCAGUCCUGCAGCCUUUGUUCAAUUGAGCGAAACGCAUUCGGAGCAAGGCAAGACUGGAGAACAGCAGAUGCUUGAAGCCUCACGCCAAGAGAUAAAUGAGGCAGUCCCAAAGAUUUUACGAUCGUCGCGUCGAGUACGACGAACAAUAUACUUCUGGCUAGACACAUAUAUCAUCGAACCUAUAGCUACCGGAUUACGAUUCGUUCACCUUGUCUUUAUUUUCGUUCCAGUCAUUUUAACAGUACCAGUCAUCUGGUUUGGACGUCGGAAUAAAGACCGCGAUGAUGAACGAAGUGGAACACUAUGGUGGUAUGCAUUCCUGGUCAGCUCGAUGGAACGGGCUGGAGCGGCCUUUAUCAAGCUAGGACAAUGGGCCGCCUCACGAUCCGACAUUUUUCCAGACGAAUUAUGCGCCAUCAUGUCUUCGCUGCAUUCCAAUGCUCCGGCCCACUCGCUCGCAGCAACAAAACGUACCAUUGUCGAUGCAUUCAACGGUCGGCCGUUUGAUGAUAUUUUCGAGGAGUUUGAAGAAAAGCCUCUCGGCGUGGGCGCCAUUGCUCAGGUAUACCGCGCCAAAUUGAAACCUGAUCUCGCUAUACCUGUCGAUCCCAAAUUCGAUGCGCCGGAGCAGAAGACCCUGCGGCAAAAGGUCCGAAAAAAUGUCGACACUUUAGUGAAGAGCAUGCCUCAGCGGGUUCCCUCGUCCUAUGUCGCGAUCAAAGUUCUGCAUCCGUCUGUGGAACGUGUCGUUCGGCGAGAUCUCCGUAUAAUGGGCUUCUUUGCCGCCCUCAUCAACUACAUACCGACCAUGGAAUGGUUGUCAUUGCCGGACGAGGUGGCACAAUUCGGGGAGAUGAUGAAACUCCAACUCGAUCUUCGCAUUGAGGCUGCCAACUUGGUCAUGUUCCGAAAAAACUUUAGGGCGCGGACCACAGCCUGGUUUCCAUACCCUUAUACUGAAUAUACCACAAGGCAAGUUCUUGUGGAGGAAUAUGCCAAUGGCAUCCCAUUAUCCGCAUUUCUCGAAAAUGGUGGCGGCGAUUUCGAGCAAGACCUGGCGAACGAGGGCCUUGAUGCCUUUCUCCGCAUGCUGCUGAUUGACAACUUUGUCCAUGCAGACCUCCAUCCUGGCAACAUUAUGGUGCGCUUCCACAAAUCAGAGCAGCCCGAUUUUCGCAGGCGCCAGCCUGAUGGUACAGAUCCUUCAUCUCAAAACCCCGGUCAAGCUGUAGACGUCACAGAAGAAGUGUCACACCAAUUGAUCCCGCAUCGGCACGAUCCUGAAGCGUGGACUGCAGAGCUAGCCAAUAUUGAAAGAGCAGGAUACAGGCCGCAACUAAUUUUCAUAGACACUGGCCUUGUCACAGAACUUAACGAGAUGAAUCGUAGAAAUUUUCUCGAUCUCUUCAAAGCAAUUGCCGAAUUCGAUGGAUACCGAGCAGGGCAUUUAAUGGUUGAGAGAUGCCGUCAGCCCGAUGCGGUCAUUGACGAAGAGAUAUUUGCUCUGAAGAUGCAGCAUCUAGUUCUCGGCAUCAAGUCUAGAACAUUUGCCCUUGGAAAUAUCAAGAUCGGAGAUGUUCUCAAUGAAGUCCUGUCAAUGGUUCGCACACAUCACGUUAGACUUGAAGGAGAUUUCGUCAAUGUCGUUUUGAGUUGUCUGCUAUUGGAGGGCAUUGGACGCACUUUAGAUCCCAAUCUCGAUCUGUUCAAGAGUGCACUGCCUAUUUUGCGCCAGCUCGGCGCACAGAGCGGUGGCUCUAUGCUUCGCAGUGGAGAUAUAUCAAUGCUCAAGGUCUGGGUGGGACUUGAGGCCCGUGGGUGGCUUCGCGCGUCGGUAGCAGAUGUUGAGCGCUGCGUCAAAUACGAUCAAUUAUCGCCUAACAUAUAGAAUUCUAUGCUCUCCGUCCCAUCCUCGGAGUUGACAUCAAGGAAUUCGUUGCCUAGUUCCUGAAUUAUAGCGGCGAUAUCAAGGCAUGUCUCUCCCUAGUGUGCAAAUUAUAUUAUCAUGAAAGCAGAGCGACAUGCACACGGGAUUGAAUCCAAGAACAACUACGCUCAAUUCAUUCUCACAGCCUCAAGGUCUAGAAUCAUUUAUCUUGGCUUGAUUAUGUCUCCUCUAAUCUCUAUUCCAUUUCCUUUCCUUUUUCUUUGGUUAUUGCUUGGGUCGUUCUACUAUCACGCAAGCCAGCAGCCUAAGCAUGCACAUGUACACGUGCACUGUCAUCUCAUAUUAUAUCAUAUCAGGCUUAGACGAGUUGAAUAUGGCGUUUAAUGAUUUGGGCCUGUUUUCAAGCAGAAAUAACAAUUCCAUUCUUUUCUUGAUCCAG
Xylona heveae TC161 is the source of this 2660-nucleotide messenger RNA. Its product is annotated as ABC1-domain-containing protein. The record is from RefSeq and is a predicted model, not a curated record. NCBI's taxonomy places the organism in Eukaryota, Fungi, Ascomycota, Xylonomycetes, Xylonales, Xylonaceae. The coding region runs from base 128 to 2221 and encodes 697 amino acids. Gene Ontology annotation, cellular component: mitochondrion. The transcript has 4 exons.